Coniosporium apollinis CBS 100218 is the source of this 1776-nucleotide messenger RNA. RefSeq lists its product as uncharacterized. Gene Ontology annotation, biological process: copper ion import; iron ion transport; intracellular iron ion homeostasis. Bases 1 to 1776 code for a protein of 591 amino acids. Lineage: Eukaryota; Fungi; Ascomycota; Dothideomycetes. The transcript is spliced from 4 exons. Gene Ontology annotation, molecular function: ferric-chelate reductase activity. Gene Ontology annotation, cellular component: plasma membrane. The record is from RefSeq and is a predicted model, not a curated record.
AUGCGCUGGGCGCUCCUCGCAGUGCUGGCGAGUACCGCAUCCGCAGCAGGACCUGCAGGCGCUCCAACGGGCCCUACCGAGGCCGACUUCGAGAACGUCCACUUCUCGAGGAUUAUCUGCUGGACCUGGGUCGCAUGUGUCGGUUCCCUCGUCAUUUACCAAAUCAUUGUCCAUAGCGUCCGCUAUGUGCGCACCAUCACAUGCCUCAAUAACGAUACUCAGCGCUUCUUCGCCCGGUCCCGCCCUACCCACGCCCUACUGAAACGGGACUUUAUCGACGCGCCUCUCCUCCACAUGAGGCAUCACCGCGAGUUCAAGCUGUCCGCCGCCCUCAAUGUCGGCACUCUUCCCAGUCGCAUUCAGACGCUAUACCUGGCCGGCUACCUUGCGAUGAACGUAGCGUUCUGUGUCGUGAGCAUCGACUGGAGUGGAGUGGAGAAAUCAGUCGCCAGCGAGCUGCGCAAUCGCACCGGUGUCCUUGCCGUCAUGAACAUGCUCCCUCUCUUCCUGUUAGCCGGCCGUAACAAUCCAUUGAUCAAGUGGUGCGGUAUCUCGUUUGAUACCUUCAAUCUCCUUCACCGCUGGAUCGGUCGUGUUGUCGUGCUCGAGGCCCUGGCGCAUACACUUGCCUGGAUGGUCAGCAAGGUCCAUCAAGUUGGAUGGAGCGGUGUUGCCGCAGCCAUGACCCACAGCCAGUUGAUCAUGACUGGUACCAUAGGCACCGUAGCAUUCCUUGGACUCCUCUUCCAAUCGCCGUCCGUUCUUCGCCACGCCUUCUACGAGACUUUCCUUCACAUCCACAUUGCCUUGGCCGGCCUUGCCGUGGGCGCCGUAUGGAUCCAUCUGAAGACCCUACCUCAACAGCGCAUCCUCAUGGGCGUGAUCGCUCUCUGGGCCAUGGAACGGUCCCUCCGCCUCGCCCGCAUCAUAAUCCGCAACGUCGGCAGAGGCGGCACUAAGGUCGACGUCGAAGUGCUACCUGGCGACGCCCUCCGCGUCACGGUCCGCAUGGCACGUCCGUGGAAGUUCCACCCCGGCCAACAUGCUUACCUUUACCUGCCUACCCUCGGCUGGUGGACAUCUCACCCGUUCUCCCUUGCUUGGAGCGAGGAGGAGCAGGAGGGACUCACCUCCGAGAAGGGCCUCGUGGUGCACAACCAGGACAUCCUCGAGGUGAAGAAGUCGUCGAUGAGCAUGAUCAUCCGCCGCCGGACAGGCUUCACGGACAAGCUGUACCAGAAGGCCGACCUCAGCUCAAGCGGGAAGUUCACCACUAGCGCCCUCGUGGAGGGCCCCUACGGCCACCAAUCCCUCUCCUCCUACGGCACCGUAAUCCUCUUCGCCGCCGGCGUAGGAAUAACCCACCAAGUCCCGCACCUGCGCCACCUCGUCGCAGGCUUCGACAACGGCACCGUCGCCGCCCGCCGCGUGACGCUCAUCUGGAUGAUCCAAUCCCGCGAGCACCUCGAGUGGACCUCCAGCUGGAUGAACAGCAUCCUGUGCAUGCCGCGCCGCCGCGAGGUCCUCAAGAUCCUCAUCUUCGUCACCCGCCCGCGGAGUCCCACGGAGAUCGAGAGUCCGAGUGGGAAUGUUAAGAUGUUUGCGGGGAGGCCGAAUGUUAGAGCCCUGGUUGAAGGGGAGCUCGAACAUGGGGUUGGUGCGGCCGUGGUUAGUGUGUGUGGGACGGGGAGUUUGGCGGAUGAUGUUAGGCGCGCCGUGAGGGGGAGUCAGGGGCGGUGGAAUGUGGAUCUUUGUGAGGAGAGCUUUUCUUGGUAG